UUUAUUGACAACUGCAGCACGCCUCCCGCUCAGGCGCUUGUUCGGGGGCGGUGACUUCUCUGACGUCAUCGGAAGGCGCCGUGCGCGGCUGCGUGCAGGCGUGGUGAUGACGUCAGAGGUAGUCGGAGUUCCUGCGCUUUAGGAGACCAUUUUACUACGAAAGCCCAAACAGUUACCAUGGAAGGAAACUGCUACCAGUUACGAGUGCAGCUAUCAGCCAAAGGGAAGCGAGUGGUGAAGGGGCGAUACAGCGACCCCGUCCGGAAUCCUUAUGGAUCUAAGCGGCAUAAAUAUGGGGAAACGAUGGAGAAUUGCAGCAACCAGAAGUAUCACAAACUCAAAAACUUGUGGUUUAGGAUAACGAUUCCUUAUGGACGGAAAUAUGAUAAAAUGUGGUUAUUGAGUUCCAUCGAACAUGAGUGUGGCUUUCACUUCCAAGCUUUACAGUUCCGCUACGUAAACCACAUGGCCACUUUCUUUGUGGACAAUUUUUCCAUCGCCAGAUCUUUGGUUCAAGCGUCUAAGAAGAUACAAGGUGAACAGUUCCACAAGAUCAUUAUUAAAGCAGAACCUUUCUACAGCCCGAACGAACAGAUGGAUAUGAGUAUUCUCAGCCCGUUGGAUUCAGUAAAUUACCUGGAUCACUCGGCUGAACACAUCCAGUCAUGCCUGUGGAAAAGGUACAACCAAGUAUUUCAGAGCCUUGACCUGAGCGACCUGGGAAAUGAUCCAGAUUUGCUUUCUGCCAACGUUUUCUUUUCUGUGAACAACGCUUCAGCGACAGAGGUCGUAUUACAGAUCAUCUCGGAGUAUUACCCCCAGCUCCUGUCUCUAAAUUUGAGUCACAACAAUCUCACCAAGCUGACGGGGUUUGCUCACCUCUUCUACCUGACCCCCCAGCUGCAGAGUCUGAACCUCUCCUACAAUAAGCUUUGCAAAGUCCAGGACCUGGAUCUGAUCCACAACCUGGAGCUGAGGGAGCUGUGGCUGAAAGGAAACCCUCUUCACGGGGCUGUAGAAAGCUUCUCCGCCUAUUACAGGUUGAUAACCUAUCACUUUCCUGCUAUUGAAAAAUUGGACGGGCGGUUAUUUAAAGAGAAUCUGUAUUUUGAGCAAGAAGAACCCAAACCGCUUCCAGAGUCCAAGGGAAGCUUUUUUGGUAGCGACGAGAUCAAAACUUACCUAGCAAAGUUUCUGCACCAGUACUUCACCCUGUACGAUUCAGGGGAGCGUAAGACCCUCCUGCCUCUGUACCACGAGAACGCCUGCUGUUCUUUCAGUUUACCUAACGUCUUCUAUCCACGAAUCUGCUUCCUUCGGAUUAAAGAAUACUGGAAAGAGAACCGGAACCUCCUCAGAGUGAGAAGACCAGAAGUGAGACGUCAGCUGAUAAAGUAUAACAGGCUGCAGGUGGUCGGCUUCCUCUGCAAUCUCCCGAACACGGAGCACGACCUCCCGUCCAUGACCCUGGAUGUCAGCCUCCAGACUGCGUCCAUCAUGUGUUUCACGGUUGAAGGUAAAUUCAAGGAAGUACACACGAGUUGCCACAAGACUCCCUUCAUCCCCUUCAGAAGAACCUUCAUCAUUGUCCCGGCCGCAGAAGACAGCGCUCAGAUUUUGAACGAUCAGAUGGUUAUACUCAAUACCUACGUCAGUCCGCAAGAAACGUCUUCAGGUCUAUCCCCCAAAUCCGCGCCGGCGAUCUGCAAACAGUCCCCUCCCCCCGCCGCAGGCGAUACCGCCGCUUCCUUCUCUAAGGACACAGGGAUGAAACUGGACUGGGCUCUCAAAUGUCUUCAGGACAACAACUGGGACGUGCAGCAAGCGAUGGAAAUGUUUCAUGUCCUAAAGAACAGGGGCGCCAUUCCUCAGGAGGCCUUUGAGGUGGAGACGGCAGCCGGCGACACGUCUGGAUAACUAUGAGCCGAUGUGACUCUGACCCGAGUUCUGAUUCCUUGGAGGAGAUUCUUUCUUUAAUUUAUUGUUCUGUUCCUGGAGCUGAGACUUCAGAGUGUAUGUCCUUGUGUUUGUCUCAUUGGGGCCUGUUCAGACAACCAUAAGAGGGUCGCAAACCCCGCCCCUGCGGUUCACACGUACUGAAUCAUCAUAGGAUCCAAUGAUAGAAGUCCAGUUCACUUUCACCGUGUUCAGUCUGGAUAGGAGGAUGCGGCCCUGUUAUGGCCGUCUGAAUGGCGCCCAAGGUUCUGCAGAGAUUCUGCGCUGUUCUGUUGAGCUCCUCUGUGAGAAGUUGUUAGUUUUGUAUGGGAAAAAAAUACUGUUAAAUAUACUGUAGGGUUUUAGUGUGAAUGUUCACUUUUGUAUUAUAAAACAUCCAUUAAAGGAAGUGUUCCGAUA
This is a messenger RNA of Hyla sarda, 2355 nucleotides long. RefSeq names its product nuclear RNA export factor 1-like. Gene Ontology annotation, cellular component: cytoplasm; nucleus. The transcript is spliced from 22 exons. Bases 178 to 1917 code for a protein of 579 amino acids. The record is from RefSeq and is a predicted model, not a curated record. Gene Ontology annotation, molecular function: RNA binding; protein binding. Gene Ontology annotation, biological process: poly(A)+ mRNA export from nucleus. Lineage: Eukaryota; Metazoa; Chordata; Amphibia; Anura; Hylidae.